AUGCCACCUGAGUAUCUUGUCUUUGUCGGGUUCCUCUCUGGACUUGGACUUGGUGAGGUCUUCAUCUCGCCAAGUCCUCGCUUGGCCUCUCAGCGCGCAAGCGGUUCUAUUGUCCGAAAGGACUUCAGGUCCUCUCGGCUGAUAGAACGUCUAUGCCCAAUUGAUGCCAUCCUCUCCUGUGUGAGAACUCGCAAAGACCCGGGCUUCCUGACCACUGGGAAUGAGCCCGUCAUGUCCCCGAGGCCUCAUAGCAUCUCUUGGGGGAACGUGGAUCUGAUGAAGCGCCCCCAGUUCUCGCAGCCACUCGGCAAACAAUAA
Molecule: messenger RNA, 318 nt
Organism: Puccinia triticina
Lineage: Eukaryota; Fungi; Basidiomycota; Pucciniomycetes; Pucciniales; Pucciniaceae
Exons: 2
Coding region: 1-318 (105 amino acids)
Source: RefSeq, a predicted model, not a curated record